AUGGCUAUUAAUAAUGAUUUACCAUCUAUUGAACCUAUAUCAGUUAAAACUGCGUCGUCUUCUUCAUCCACAUCAUCACCGUUGAAUCAACGAAGACCAUUAGUACAAGUAGCAACAAAUAAUAGUGCAACAUUUAUUCAGUUUCCUACAAGUACAACUCGUCAAGCAUCUACAUUUGUUCCUAUUUGUCGUCCGCGAACAAGUUUAUCUUCAAUACGUUUACCAUUACAUACACUUGAUACUCAAUCAGUAUCAAAUCAAUCCAAAUUUUCAAUUCAUGCUCCAUCAUCUAGUAAUAUUAGUGAUGAUCAUAAACGAAGUCAUUCUCAUCAACGAAUAAAUCCAAUUUUAAGUAAUCCACUUUUAAAUCAUCGUAAAGAACAACCAAAAACUCCUCCAAUAAGACCUUCAAAUGAAUAUUCUCGUACAACGAGAAUUUCUCUAUCAUCAAGACCUUUAAAAUCAACUGUAAAUGAAACUCAUAUAUCAAAUAAUCGUGCACGGACAGCUCCACAUUUAAUUCAUCAAAAAGAACCGAUUAAUACUAAUGUAUCCGACAGACUAACCAUUUCAAUUGACAAAAAACCAAAUGAACAACAAAGUCAAUAUAUUGAUCCAACGAAAUAUGAUUAUAUUACUCGUUGGUUAAAUGAAAUACGAUCAGCAACAUCUUCCAAUGAAACUGUUCGAACAAAAUCUAAACGAAUAAAACGACGACUAACACCAUCUUCAUCAUAA
Messenger RNA from Adineta steineri, 738 nucleotides. The record is from the annotation of a GenBank genome assembly. Lineage: Eukaryota; Metazoa; Rotifera; Eurotatoria; Adinetida; Adinetidae.